CCGGGAGCUGCGGGGCCGGCGCAGCGCAGCGGGGCCGCCCGCCCGCGGCCGCUGAGCGCCGCCGCCCGGGCCGCCGCGCCGCCGGCACCCCGCCCGCGGCGGGGGAUUGCCCGUGGGGCCGGCCCGCGGGCCGGUUGCGAGCAGGAUGCGCCUGGCGCUGGUCUCCAGGUAGAGCGCGGAGACAGCGGGGGGGGGGACACGGGGCCGCCCGGGCCUCGCCCGGCCAGCGCGGGGCCCCUCGCGCGGGGCGGGCCGCGGGCCCGCUGCUGCGGCCCGCAGGGAGCCGCGGGGCGCUCGCAGCGGCGGCAGCGAGGAGAAGGAGGCCCGGCCGCGGGAAGAGGGCUGCGGAGAGGGAGGAAGAGGAGGAGCCCCGCCGCCCCCCGCCCGCCGCAGGAAGCCGCCGCAGGAUGUACGGUAGCGCCGGGGGCCCGGCCGGUUCGCCGUGACAGCCCGGCCCAGCAGCCCGCUCGCCCCGCCGCGGCCGGCCGAAGCCCUUCCUGCGGAGGAAACAUGUCCAAGAUGCCGGCCAAGAAGAAGAGCUGCUUCCAGAUCACCAGCGUGACCACGGCGCAGGUGGCCAGCAGCAUCACCGAGGACACCGAGAGCCUGGAUGACCCGGAUGAGUCCCGCACCGAGGACGUGUCUUCUGAAAUCUUUGAUGUUUCCCGAGCCACCGACUACGGCCCCGAGGACGUCUGCGAGCGGAGCUCCUCCGAAGAGACUCUCAACAACGUGGGCGAGGCCGAAACUCCCAGCAGCGUCUCUCCCAAUCUCGUUCUGGACGGGCAGCUGGCCGUGGCUGCCGCUGGGGCGGCUGCAGGCCCCAACGGGGGGGCCGUGCCCAAAAGUUCGGCUGUGCCCCUGGCAGCUGUUGCCCCCGGCACUGCUGUGGGGGGAGGCAGCAGUGCUCAGGCUGCCGUGCCCCCCGCAGGCCCCGCUGCCCCCGGGGCCAUGUCUCAGACGGCGGCUGCCGCGUGCAGCUCACGCUUCAGGGUGAUCAAGCUGGACCACGGUACCGGGGAGCCCUACAGGCGAGGCCGAUGGACGUGUAUGGAGUACUAUGACCGGGACUCGGACGGUGCUGCUGUCCUGGGCAGGACUGGAGAUUGCAUUAGGCACAGCAGCACCUUCGAACAGGCUGCUCAAGAGAGGGACAGUGGCCUCGGUGCCACGGGAGGUUCUGUUGUGAUCUCGGCUGUGCCAGCGUCAGCCCAUGGCCCCGAUUCUAUAGCUGACAGCUCCCUGGCUGCUGUGUCACAGCUGCUUCAGACAGAGAAAAUGAACCCGUCUUCUCUACAGCAACCUAGUUUUGUCAUUGGGCAACAGCAGCAGCCCGUAGGUGGGGCCGUGCCUCAGAGUGCUGCUCAGCCUGUGUUUUCUGGGGCUUCGGGAGCAAGUCAGCAAAUGAUGGUGCCGCAGCAGCCGCAGCCACAGGUAAAUCCACAGGGUGUUUCGCAGGCCGGACCCAACGGGAAAGGCAUGGCACCUCCAAAUGUGACAGUAGGGCAGUCAAGCAUUCCUGUGGCUCAGCAGCAGGUGCAGCAGGCAAGCAUACCAGUGACUCAGCCUCAACAAUUUGCUUAUUCUCAGUCCCAGAUUCCACCAGUGCAUCUACUGCCGACGCAGCCUCCUGGGCAGGCUGAAUACAUGCAGCACAUGACAAUUAUGCAGUCUCAAGGAGCUAUUCAGCAGGCUGCUACAAGCUCUGCUCCAAGUACUGUGGCCUCCAGCCUCCCCGUGGGGCAGGUGGGGGGCCAGAACGCGUCCCCCGUGGGAGCGGCGGCGCAGCCCGGCGAAGCGGCCGCCCCGGGAGCGGGGCUGCUGCAGAGCGGCCAGGCACAAGGCAGCCAGCCUGGCAUCCCUCAGCCGGGCAGCGUGGUGCAGCCAGGCCUCGGGCACUCGGGGGUCGUGCAGCAGAAAUCUGUGACUCAGCACCCGAUGGGGGGAAGCAGUCAAGUGUCGGCAAUGCCCGGCGCUCCCCAUGCCGUGCUCCCCGGAGUUCAGAGCGUGCCUGCGGCCGUGCCUGGUACAAGUGUGCCUAGUGUGUCCACCAGCGCUUCUGCUACCAUGCCAAACGUCCCUGUGACGCUGGUGCAGUCCCAGCUGACGAGCCACCCCUCUGCCAGCAGGAGCCCUGGCGGGGUCCCGUCGCAGCACGUCGCCCACUCGCUGAUGCAAGGUGCGCCCAGCGCGCCCGCCAGUCUGCCUCAGGCCAGCCUCGGACAGUUCCAGGCCCAGUCCUUGGCAGGCCAGAUCGAUGAUACUAGAAGAAAAUCGGAACCCCUACCUCAGCCGCCACUUUCUCUUAUAGCUGAAAAUAAACCUCUUGUGAAGCCUCCCAUUCCAGACACUCUAGCAAAUCCUCUUCAGUUACCUGCAAGUACUCCAAUGAACAGUCUUGCUAGCUCUGUUUUUGGCAUAUCCAUUCCUGUUGAUGGUGAUGAAGACAGGAACCCGUCAGCUGCAUUCUACCAAGCGUUCCAUUGCAGCAGGUUGCAGGAGCCAAAGGCCUCCGGGGAUAGUGCGUCUGGUGCAAGUGUUGUUGCCAUUGACAACAAAAUAGAACAGGCAAUGGAUCUGGUGAAAAGCCAUCUGAUGUAUGCAGUGAGAGAAGAAGUGGAAGUCCUGAAGGAACAAAUAAAAGAGUUGGUAGAAAGGAACUCUUUACUUGAACGGGAGAACGCGCUGCUGAAGUCGCUGUCCAGCACGGAGCAGCUGUCGCAGCUGCCGCAGCCGGGCCCCGCGCAGCCGCCGCCCGCGCAGCAGCCGCAGCCGCAGCCCAACGUGUCCUCGGCCUGAGCCCAGCCCGAGCACCGCCGCGCUCUCCCCGUUUGGCCUUCUCAGUAUUAGACAAUCACCCGCAGAGCCGCGCCCGGGCGUGCCCCGCCCCGCUGCCCGAGCUCGGAGCUCCCUCUGCUCCUGGGCUGCCCAGCAACAAUUCCUCUUCAGAGCCACUCUUCUUUUCAUAUAAGUAACAUUUGCCUAUGUUAGUUUCAUUUAUUUGUUUUAUUUAUUACAGGGCUGCUAUUUUCAUAAUGUACAUGAACAAUGUCACAGAACUUUUGAAUUUUUUUUUAAAUAAAUGUCUGUAUGGGUAAAAUGAUAGAUGGGAUUGCGUUAAUAGAUACAAUGUCUAGGCAAUAAUUGAACAAAGAAUCCUGGCAUAUUUCUAACACUAAUGGCAAUUGACCUUUGGUAUUUAUUUACGGUAGUCAAGAUCCAGCUUGAAUGUAAAUUUUGUAUAGAGUGUAAGUAUGAAGACCAUAGUGCAUCUGUACAGGUAGUCACCAGUCCUUGUGAUAUAAUAAAUAAGUGAUGGGCUAUUUUGAUGAAGAAAACUUUGCUCAUUUCUGUUUCUACUUUCUAAUAGAGAGAAAGGGGCCAUGAUUCCUCUGCUUUUUGACAUUUCGUUUUUGGUUUGGUUUUUUGGGUGGGAAUAAAAAGCUGUGAAAUUGUUCAACCUACUUUGUAACCAAAGAAGCAAAGCUGUAUAAUUGAGUUGGUUGUUGGUUUUUCCUUUUGUUUUGUUGGUUUUUUAUUUUAUAAUGCACAUUCUUUAUGUAUUUUUUAUUUAGUGUUUUCUCAUUCACAACUUUCUUUGCUGUCUCGCAUGAUCUGCAUGACCUGUAAUCUUUGAACCACUUCCGUACCUCAUGUUUUUAUCCAGCACUCUUAGUGUAAUAUGUACUAGUCUGUGAACAAUGUCAAUAAAGAGAAAGAACAGCUGGUGUUGGUGGAGCUAAGCUAGUGUGCUAGGCACUAGUUGUUAAAACAAAUAAAUGAAGUGAGCCAUCUUUUGUUCAUUUAAAAUGGUGUUUUGAAUUUCGUAUGCAGAAAACGUUUUGUUACAUUGCAGAUUUAAUGUAUUUAAUAAAUGCAACAUGCAGAUUAAAUGCAGUGUAUACCGAGUAUUUAAAUUAAAAAUGUACAUUUCAUAAAUACAGUUUCAAGAAAGACCAUCAUUUGUGUAAACUAAUGCAGUGUGUCAAAUUGAUGUACAAAUAUAUAUAUAUUUUAACACAUUUUCUGAAAUUAAACCAGUUUUGUUGAAUUUUUUGGCUGUAGAUGUUGUUGCAGUAUGAUUAAACUCAGUAUCUCUUUUCUGAACCAAA
Oenanthe melanoleuca is the source of this 4112-nucleotide messenger RNA. RefSeq names its product TSC22 domain family member 2 (gene TSC22D2). The transcript has 4 exons. Bases 511 to 2799 code for a protein of 762 amino acids. The record is from RefSeq and is a predicted model, not a curated record. Gene Ontology annotation, biological process: regulation of transcription by RNA polymerase II. Lineage: Eukaryota; Metazoa; Chordata; Aves; Passeriformes; Muscicapidae.